AUGGGAUGUGCUUGCUCUGCUUCAAGUUUUCCAGGUAGCUUGCAUCGUUUCGGUGCAUUAAGGAAUACGAAGGCAGAAGAUUUAACUCCAAGGCAGAAAUAUAUACUCAGAGAAACGUGGAAUUCAGUUGUGGAGGCUUACAGACAAGAUCUAGGGAUUUCAGUUUUUAAACGGUUUCUUACCAUGAACCCYGAGCUCAAAAUCUAUUUCAAAGAAUUCCGAUCAGUGCCGAUCAGCGAGAUCACUGAUCGACAUGGUCAUCCAAAUCGACUAAUGACGGCUAUUGACGAAGCUGUAAAAGAGAUGGGAAACUCUGACACCUUUUAUGCUUAUCUGUACGAGCUSGGAAUUCGUCAUGGCGGAUUCAAAUUGGUGAUCUCUCGAACACACUUUGAUGACCUAAGAAAGUGCUUUGUUUCAUGCAUCAUGGCGCUACUUGACGGUACAAUACCGUUCGACAACAUUGAAGUUGAGAAGGCUUGGACCGCACUGUUUUGCACGAUAAGUACAGUGAUGUUGAAAGGAAUAUCUCAGCACCACAGCGUUUGAAGACCAAAGUGCAUCGACUCAUAUAUUUAUGACGGGAUAUUGUGUCUG
Molecule: messenger RNA, 597 nt
Organism: Exaiptasia diaphana
Lineage: Eukaryota; Metazoa; Cnidaria; Anthozoa; Actiniaria; Aiptasiidae
Product: cytoglobin-2-like
Exons: 3
Coding region: 1-549 (182 amino acids)
Molecular function (GO): heme binding; oxygen binding
Source: RefSeq, a predicted model, not a curated record